UGUGCCUGUCCGCUCCGGCGCACUCCGGCGCAGCAACAUGGUGGCGGCCGUAGCCCGGGGAGUGUUGAUGUGAAGAGGCUUCCCCGUCGACGGCAUCGGUAGCGACGUGACGCCCCGCGGUCCGCGCGAGGACGACAGGUAGACGACGCGACGGUCCGCGCGAGAAGCAUGUCCCAGUAUGUCCGCUGAUCCCGAGCGCGGCGUGAGCGCGAGCGGCAGCCAGGAGUAAAAGGGGAAACGGUUAACGUCACGCGCGUCCGUGACAAUCGGCGAGAGGUAGGCUCCGCACACAGUGCCCGCACACGAGGAGACCCCGCCGUUGCGUCGCGAAACGAUGAUAUCGAUUGAUUCCUCGAUGACGGGCGAGCGGCAGAGCCGCGGCGACGUUGCGCGAGUCGCCUCGUUGAUGAAACACGCCUUCCUGCUGCUGAGCCUCGUCGCGGUCCUCCAGUCGACACCGUCGGCGAUCGCCAGCGAAUCCCUGGGUGAUCCGUACAAGAUACUGGGCGUGUCGAGGCACGCGACGGUGCAGGACAUCCGGAAGGCGUACAAGCACCUCGUCAAGGAAUGGCAUCCAGAUAAAACUGAUCAUCCGAUGGCUGAGGAUAAGUUUGUAGAAAUAACAAAAGCUUACGAGCUUUUGACAGAUCCGGAAAGAAGGAGGAAGUUUGAUUAUCAUGGAAUCACGGAGGAAAGUAUCUCCAGGCAAAGGAGAGACGACAGUCACUUCAAUGUUCUCGAUCCAUGGGAAGAAUUGUUUACCGGCAAUUUUAAGUUCCAGUAUCAAAAGAGAGACAUUACGCUGUUCCAUAAAAUGAGCAUCACAUAUCGAUCGUUCGAGAACGUGAUAGUACCCAAGACUUACCGUAUGCCGUAUUUGAUCUUGUUUUACUCCGACUGGUGCUUCAUGUGUCUGCAAGCAGAGUCUACUUGGAGGCGAUUGAUCGACGAGUUGGAACCGUUGGGACUCGGCUUGGUUACGGCGCACGCCAACAAGGAGCCCACUUUGGCGAGAAGACUCGGUAUUCAUUCUGUUCCCUGUCUCGUCGUUACCGUGGACGGUCGUACUAGUGUCUUCAAAGAAUCUCUGUUUAGCAUUCAGAAGGUUGUCGAAUUUGUACGAAAUAGACUACCGUAUAAAUUAAUAAGUACUAUUAGUGAUACCAACGUAGACAAUUUCCUGUCGGGCUGGACGGAUAAUCGAAUACGCGCUUUGAUAUUUGAGAAGAGAGACUUUAUCCGCUUGCGAUAUUUGCUUACGUCUUUUUACCACAGAGAUCGAGUAGCUUUCGGCUUUGUCCAGAUUGGCAUACCGGAGACUGAGAACAUAACGUCAAAAUACAAAAUCUCUGGAGAACUAGAUACCUUACUGCUCUUCAACGAGAAUUCUGAGAAACCUAUGGCGUCUGUUAGUAUGAAGGACAUUUCCAGCGAAACCAUGCAUAAUGUUAUCGCUAACAACAAGUUCCUCGUAUUACCGAGACUUUCAAAUCAAGCUAUGUUGGAUUCUAUAUGCCCGCCUGAAUGGCUGAGGCCGCAGAAGCGACUGUGCGCCGUUUUAAUAUCGCAGCAGAGUAGCACUCUGCACGACGUGGCUAGGCACAAAUUUAGACAAGCAGCAUUAGAGUCUUCUUAUAGCACGGAACGUGUCAGAUACGCAUACGUAUUCAAAGAUACGCAACCUGAGUUUGUAUCAGCACUAUCGACUGGUGAAGGCAGUCCACUGGAGCCUUUAUUACAUAUCGUCAUUAUAUGGAGACGAGAUGCCAAUCACUUGAAGUACGAGUGGCUUCCUCACGGAUGGGUCGAGGUCGUUCAGGACGAUCGUAUAUGGAAUGAGACGCGUAGACAUUUAGAGAAAACUAUACAAAGGCUGUUACGCGCCACCGAAGCUUUACCGUACGCUGCUGUCGUAGGAGAAUUGGCAGAUGAACACGCACAGGGUACUGUAGACAGAUUGAUAGGAAGGGCAUUAUUAGCAGUAGAUUAUAUAUCCGAUAAUCUGACGAAAGAGCAAAUUUUGCCUUUGAUAUCGGUACUAGUGACCCUCAUGCUAAUAGGAGUUGCAGGGUAUGGAAUGUCGUAUCUAGUUAAAUUAGAAGAAGCAAGUGUCCAGGCUAAACGUGCCCAGUGCAAGGGCAAGCCGCUUCCACCACAGCCGCAACUACGAUUGCACGAAUUACGCGCGCAGACAUACAACGGAUUAAUUCGACUUUUAAAACCAGGAUGUCGAACCAUCAUUCUGCUGGUUGACGCCCAAACCCGAUUAAAGUUAUUACCAGCUUUUCAUAAAGCUGUGUGGCCUUAUAGAAAGAAUAAGACGCUUAUGUUCGCACAUAUGUCAUUAGAAAGGGGUCUCGAUUGGUACAAAGAAAUAUUAUCUCUCGCUUUACACGAGGAAAUGGAAUUAAAUAUAAAUGCCAAGAACUGCGUCGGCACGGUUCUGUCAUUAAACGGACACCGAAAGUAUUUCUGCAUGUACCAUGCCAAACAUCCAGAAUGUGCUAAGGGUAAAGGUUCUAAGCGUAUAGAAAAGAUGACCAGACAACUUACCCGAAGACCUGAGGAUCCGGAAGCAGGCGCUUUUAUCGGUUUUGAUAGUUCCAACGAAUCCGAUCUAUCUCAAGACGAGGGCGGAAGUAACAUUUUAUAUCAGGACAACCUUUUAGAUGGAUUACCGAUGUGGCUCGAUAGAUUGUUCGAAGGAUUAACGCACCGUUAUUAUAUAAAUUAUUGGCCCGAGUUCACUGCCAAGUAAAAAUAAGAGGAGAAAUAAGUUUUUUCUAGACGUAUAGAGGAGACUAUUACGCCUAGGGACAUAUAUCUUGGAACAUGCUGUUUAUCUUCCUGACGUUAAAGUCGUUAAGUUUGGCUGCUUGAUGACAUUGCUUCGGUCGCUACUUGUUUACAAUCUAAGUACAUGUCCUGUACAAUCAUUUAAUUUUCGUCCAGAAACAAUCAUUAUUGGGCUAUUUCGUUAUCAUAAUGCAGAACGAAAACAGAGAAAACCCAAGCUGCAUUGAAUUAGAUAAAUACGAGCUAGCAAUUUCAAAUAUUUUAUGCUUUAAAUACAAUACAAUUGGUGCUGCAACAGCCUUCGGACUUAAUAUGCAUUAUCUAUCUAUUUUCACUCAAACAGUCCGUAAUAAAGGGAAGUUAAUUAAAGGCGAAGAUAAAAUUUUGUUAUUUGUCGAUGAGCUAGCAUUUUUAUUAUAUAUAAAAAUGUGCCCUCAAGUGCACUGUGUUUGCUUGGAAUGCUUUAAAGAAUAUUUGCCACUUUUACUUUAUAAAUUCGUUAAAUACAAUGAUUUAAUUUAUCCACACAUUUGGAAUAUAUAUCGAAAGGCGGAUGAAUCUACAACAAAGCAAUUUUUAGAAAGACACAAGAAUCAUAUUUCAAGUUUAUUGUCGACAAAUUGUUCGAGAUUAUCCCCGUUUUUCGUAUUUAAAAAAUCGCUUUCGCUUGAUGGAGAUAAUUAUUACAGCCACUCGUGAAGUAGAUUAGCAGCUAAGAAAUUUUAGACAUACAUAAUUGCGCAAUGCAAUUUUGCACAAUUGUGUACGUCUAAAAUUUCACGCUCACACAAGAAUUCCAAGAAGUAAACAUCUCUUGAAUAUAAUUGAUUUAAUUGAAGCAAACAUUCGUCAUUUUUUAGGAUGACCCUAGAGACAUGAAUUUUGAGUGAAGAUAGAUCGAUAAAGAAGAAAAUUAAAACGCGUUCUUUUCAAAAAUUGUAAAUUUUUAAAUAAUCAAAAAAGUAUAUCAAAAAGAAUUACUGGGUAUCACAGUCUCCUUUAUACUUCAGCAAAAGUGAUCAAGAACAAGGUUCGCCUAGUCAACGGAAUAUUAUUGCCAUCGGGAUAUACUGUGAUUCGAAUGGACACAGACGCAACCCUGUAUAAAGACAAAACAUAUUCAUUACUUAUGCUAAGUACCAUUUAUAAACAUAUUUACAGUUUCCCGCAUUUUAACGUUUUUAGAUUGGUCUUUAAGUAUUGUUAAAGAAAGUACAUUAUAAAAAGUUACAUAGCAGAUAGAAAAAGAGAGAAAGAUCACCGAACGAUGGAUCGAUUCUCUGGAUAUAGAUCAAGUUUUCUAUAUAUACUACUACUACUACUUCCUCCGUUCCUAUAUAACUCGGGAAUACUCUUUCCUCAAAAUUGCUUGUAUCUAGUCAACACGUUACCAAAAAUUUAGCAGUAUUGCACAGUACAAGCAGAUAGAUCAUUUGUAUUUCCUCAGAUAUGACUGCGAAAUCGCGAUCAAUUGCGAUUCUCGUUGCGUUUGACUAUGUUAACUACUAAUAAUAUUGUGACGAUCGCUAUUUUUAAUCGUAAAAGAAUUAUAAGUCUGUAUUGAUAUGUUUAUGUAUCUAAUUCGUAUCUCUGUCGCUUGUUCGCCCUAUGUUUAUCAGUAUCGCCAGUGUAUGAGGAUAUUUCUCGAAUUCGAAUGUCAGUAGCACAUGUCUACUUACAAAAUUUGUACUUUAUCGCUAUAGUUACCGUAAAAUCGAUAUUCAUAAGCGCGAACCCAAAUGUUAGCAUGAUAAAGGUGUUAUAUUUAUAAAACAAAUAAUUGCCCUUAUCAAGAUUUAUAUACGUCCAUUACUUUAUUUCUAAUUACUUUACUUUUGUAUCCAUCUCUUGUUAGUUGUAUACUAAUUAAAUACUUAAAUAAUACAUAUAUAUGUCUAUUAUUUAAAUAAUAUACAUAUAUCUACGUAUGUUGUUUAAAUAUUACAUUUAUCCAGCCAAAGUAUUUAGUAUUAGUAAACUUCAAAACGUUUACCUCUCUCGGAUAUGUAAUGGUUUUUUCGUAAAGCGACAGAUAUAGGUACUUCAUAUUGUUAUACAUAUACAUUUCCUUAUUGCACGAAGAAAAUUGUUUAUAUACGAUAUUUCUGUAUUAUUAGAAUCUAUCAAACAUGUAUUAUAGCGACAGGAGAUACAUCGUAAUAUUGAAACUGCAAAUUAUGUGCGCUCAAUUGUUUAUACUUUAUAUCCUUAUAUGAAGAUUAAAGUUAACGAAACAGACGCAUGGAGUUAAUAUUUCUACCCUAAUAACGUUAACUUGUUAGUACUUUGACUUUCAUCCAAUUACAUGAAUAUUAUCGCGUUCAAAUAGAUUUUAAUAGCAUUUUUAUAAAUACAGCGAUAUAUUCGUAUCAAUUUUGCGGUAACUAUAAAGUGCUUUAAGUUAUUACUCGUUUGUCGUAAAUAUUAUGUGAUAUAGGCAAUAUUCGAACUAAUUUUGCGAGAUGUGCACUAUGAUAUGUACCCAUUUGUUAUGUUUCUCGCAAAAACCUUUCGAUUGUAAAAAAAAUGAUAUAUUUAGGAAUGUUUGUUAAUAAAGCGUGUAGUUUAUUGUA
Molecule: messenger RNA, 5369 nt
Organism: Temnothorax curvispinosus
Lineage: Eukaryota; Metazoa; Arthropoda; Insecta; Hymenoptera; Formicidae
Gene: l(3)80Fg
Product: dnaJ homolog subfamily C member 16
Exons: 13
Coding region: 335-2758 (807 amino acids)
Source: RefSeq, a predicted model, not a curated record